Molecule: messenger RNA, 942 nt
Organism: Aphis gossypii (cotton aphid)
Lineage: Eukaryota; Metazoa; Arthropoda; Insecta; Hemiptera; Aphididae
Exons: 1
Coding region: 213-740 (175 amino acids)
Source: RefSeq, a predicted model, not a curated record
AGUAGGAGAAAAGACAAAGACCUUUAUUUUUUUUUUUUUUUUGUCAGCGCAAAAUCAAACACCACUGUACCACGCACAGCACAGUGUCACCCGAACCGGUCUCGCGAACGGAUACGACUCUUCUCAUCCCGCGCACGCGCGUGAAAUCCAUUGCGUAUGGUAUAUAAUCGGUUCGAAAAACCACAGUAGUAAAUAGUACACGACCGACGGCCAUGGAUAGUGCAGGAUCCGCUCGCCACUUGUUGGCAGUGGCGACCGUGAUCGCGGCGAUCGCGCUGUGCCGUGCGGCCGCGGUAGGUGGCGGGACCGGACCGAGUCCGGGCAACACCGCAGCUUCCGCACCGUCGUCGAUACUGACUAAAUUGCCGCAAUCGCCGUUGCCGAAAUUUCCGGUAAUCUACACGUACGGAAAACCCCGGUCGCCGCGACCACCGACGACGAAGCAUCCGACUCUUCUGGGCGGCAAACAGCCGCAGCGACCGUCUCAGCAACCGCAGAAGCGCCCGCCGCCAAAACCGACGACGGACGAACGACCCGAAGGACGAGUUCCUCCGUACCAGUCGUCGCCGGCGACAAACGCUUCCGCGACGACUUCGCCGAAACCGAAGCUGGAGACGACCACUCACGACCGAUCCAUCAUCACGGCACCGCUAAAAUCGUGCCCCGAAGGAAUGCGGAUGAGUCCCGACCGGACCUGCAGACCUGCAUUCACCGACCCCGAGGGCGACCAAACCGAUUAGUCGGCCGACCGAACCGUUGUAGCGAACAAGUCAUAAUGUAGUACGUCUACCAGUAACGCUACGCGUCCAUACUGAAAUUAUUCUUAUUCUUCUUAUUAUUAUUAUUAUUAUUGUCAUUAUUAUUGUUACGCGAUUUAUUUAUACAGACAUAAAGUUUUUACUCCCGUGUACUAAGUGUAAUAUAAUCCACAUAAUCAUGUCA